Fusarium subglutinans is the source of this 975-nucleotide messenger RNA. RefSeq names its product aldehyde reductase II. The transcript is spliced from 4 exons. Gene Ontology annotation, molecular function: 3-beta-hydroxy-Delta5-steroid dehydrogenase (NAD+) activity. Gene Ontology annotation, biological process: steroid biosynthetic process. Bases 1 to 975 code for a protein of 324 amino acids. Lineage: Eukaryota; Fungi; Ascomycota; Sordariomycetes; Hypocreales; Nectriaceae. The record is from RefSeq and is a predicted model, not a curated record.
AUGCGUAUCUCUAAUUCUGCGAUUCCAAUUGGCUCCAUCGUUGUAGUCGUUGGUGCUAAUGGCUACAUGGCGGUCGAGAAUUGUGAAAAGCUCCUCCAAGCAGGCUUCUCUGUCCGAGGAACGGUGAGAGACGUGGAGAAGAACCAGCAGUGGAUGCAUAACCUAUUUAAUACCAAGUGGCCACAUAUGUUUGAACUAGUUCAUGUACCUGAUUUUGAAGCUGAAGGCGCAUUUGAUGAGGCCUUCAAAGGGGCCAAGGGUGUUAUCUAUGUGUCAACACCGAUCAUACUGAAUUCAGACCCGGAAAAGGUGGUGGAACCUGUGAUCAAAGGUACUAUCAACAGUCUUGAGGCUGCAGCACGCGCUGGAAUAAAGCGCUAUGUUCUCAGUUCCAGCUCCAAGGCGGUUGAGUCUACCAAUUACAACCACCCGCACCAUAUCACGUCAAGUAUGUUCAACUACGACGCCAUCAGGAAGGCCUGUUGUGAGCCAAAUGUCGAAAGCCUCGAUAGGUUCGUGGACGUUUACAGUGCCAGUCGAGCUUUGGCGGAAUUGGCGUUCUGGUCAUGGUUUGGAAGGGCCUUAGAUCCAGAAAAGACUACAUCCACCUUCCGUAUGUUGAAGGCGGCGGCCGAGGGUGAAUGGGAUAAGGUAUUUGGUCAAGUCGCAUACUUCACCGAUGUUCAAGACGCAGCACGUCUUUUGGUUGCUGCGGUAGCUCUUCCUUCACUUGUAAACGAGCGGAUAUUUGCGUACUGUCACAAUUCAACAUGGAAUGAACUACGAUGUAAGAUUCGAGAUAUGUCGCCAAAAGGGGAGAAGUUGGUGAAGGGCGAAAACGAGGCAGUAGAAGGGAGGGAUCUCUCCAAUGCAGACGGGCUUAUUAAAAGAGCAGAGGGUAUUUUGCGAGAGAUUGGUCAACAAGGCUUUGCGAGUGAGGAAGAUAUCUUGCGCGACUUCUUGGAAUGCCUCUAA